Messenger RNA from Adineta steineri, 999 nucleotides. Lineage: Eukaryota; Metazoa; Rotifera; Eurotatoria; Adinetida; Adinetidae. The record is from the annotation of a GenBank genome assembly.
AUGGUUGAUGAUAGUGAGAAUAUGCCUCAUCGGCUUUAUGUUGUUACACUUGAUAAAAGUCUUAUAGAAAUAUUUGAUUUGCAUGAUCAAACAAAAAUUGGUGAAAUCAAUGUUCCUGCGAGACCACAUGAAAUUAUAAUGGAUCCUCACCACAAACAUCUAGCAUAUGUUAGUAUUCCUUAUCGUGAAGGUGUUUAUAAUAAUCAUAUGGGUGACGGACAUGAAAUUGUUACUAUUGAUCUCAAUGAAAAUAAAAUAAAAAGUAUUUAUGAUCUUCGACCUAACCAUUCUAAACCACAUGGAAUGCAAAUUGGACCAAUGACUGGUUAUCUAUAUGUUAGUUGUGAAUCAAAUAAUGGAGAAAUAUUAAGAAUGGAUACACAUAAUGAAUUAGAGAUCAUGUCGUCAAUUCCUACUCAUGCUCAAGGUCCACAUUGGUUUGUAAUUCUUCCAUUAGAAACAAAAGCUUACACAGCAAAUAAAGAAUUACAAUAUAUAUCUGUUCUUGAUUUAAAAUCAAAUAAAUUUCUUUAUGAAAUAUCUGCACCAUUUGGUAGUGAAAAUAUUGUUUGUUCUAAUGAUGGUCAAUUUGUAUAUCUUAGUACACUUUCAACAUCAACAGAUAUGGCAAUUGUUGAUACAGAAACGGAUACAAUUUUAUAUCAUAUUAAUCUUGAUUUUCCUCCAAGUGGUUUUAUAAUAUCACCUAUAAAUCCAUCAUUAAUUUAUAUUCGACAUAUGAAUGUUGGAUAUGAAAAUGGUUUUUAUUCAACAGAUAAUGGAUAUUUACAAGAAUUAAAUCUUGAAACAAAACAACUUGGUAGACGUCUUCGAACAGGUAAAAAUCCAAUAGAUAUUAUUAUAACAAAGAAUGGAAAACAAGCAUAUGUUUCAUGUGGUAUGAGUCAUCGAAUUGAUAUUAUUAAUUUAGAUAGUAUGACUAUUAGUGGACAUAUUGCAACAUCACCUUCACCACAUGGAAUUAUGCUUGUUGAUUAA